This is a messenger RNA of Caenorhabditis bovis, 609 nucleotides long. The record is from the annotation of a GenBank genome assembly. Lineage: Eukaryota; Metazoa; Nematoda; Chromadorea; Rhabditida; Rhabditidae.
AUGGAACUGGACGAGGUUAAUUGGGAUAAUCAAGUUUGGCAUAAGGGACCAUAUUUUGACGGAAAGGGCAACGAGAUUUUGCGGGGCAAACAAAAAUUGACAUAUCAUCGGAGCCCGUUUGCCAAUUUCUAUUACGUCGUCAUCAAUGGAAAAUGGGAUCAUUUUAAAGAAGGCGAUUUUCUCAACGCGUUUUGGGCAUGGCACGAUUUGGCGUCGUUUCUGAUCGCGUUGGCUGUUUUCACGGCAUUCUGGUCACUCGUCACAUUCCUACUAAUUAAUUUUCAGCAAAGCUGGUACGUCGAAGGACUUGGAAUGGUCUCGUUGCUCGUCGAGGCGAGUUUGGGUCUUCCUCAAUUGUUGAGGAAUUUCCAACGCAAAUCGACGCAGGGAAUGAGUAUUCCGAUGGUGUUGGCAUGGCUUGCUGGAGAUUUGGCCAAGACGGGUUAUUUCGUGGCGACUGGUAGUCCAGUUCAAUUUUGGGUCUGCGCAAUUCUACAGAUAUCGAUCGACAUCUUCAUUCUCGGUCAGGUGUUCGUGUACAGGAACAACACGAGUGCCGAUUUGCCGUUCACCGAACCGGUAUCGGAAGUUCAGCCGGCGAUCGAAUAG